CUUCCCGUGGUUGCCCAAGCGCGGCAUCUCGGGGGCGGCGCGCGCGCAACUACAAAUAUCAGUUAAUUCGUCGCCGGCGCACACUCGCGGGCACUCGGUCGCUGCAACCUCACCAAUUACUGAACACCCUCUAUAACUCGGACAAUAUGAAAGUGUUUUUAGUUCUCUCGUUAAGUGUUCUCAGUGUUUUUGCAAAAGUGACCCCUGAUUACUUUCCAAAAUGUAAGCGGAGCGAUCCCCAACUGGACAAGUGUGUCCUGGACGCUAUCGAAGGUAUGAGGCCAUACAUCAAGCAAGGCAUCCCGGAGGUGAACAUCCCACCGCUGGACCCCUUCACCGUGCCGACCCUGAAGCUGGACAGGACCGCUCCCAACCUUAGGCUGAAAGCAACUGUGAAGCAAGCGAAGGCGUUCGGUGGCAGUGACUUCAAGAUUGAAAAACUGAAAUUUAACCUGAACAACAAGUACGUCGGGGAGAUUAAGCUGGUGCUGCCCAAGUUGAUGGUGACUGCCAACUACGACGUGAAGGGCUCCCGACUCCUGACCCUGGACAUCAACGGCAAGGGACGCCUGCUUGGAAACUUCAGUGGCAUCAUAGUCCAUGCUAAGGGCAGUGCGAAGCCCAUCACCAAAGACGGCGUGGAGUACCUUCAAGCUGACAAGAUCAUCACUAAAGUCAGGAUCAAUCAUGCACAGGUGGAAUUCGCUGAUACCGAGAGACCAUUGGCUGCCGCCUCUGCAGCGUCAUUCUUCAACUCCAGCCCAGGAGUCGUCCUGGACAUCCUUAACCCGUUGAUUGAGGAGACCAGCGCUGCAGUGGUCAAAGCCUUCGUCAACAAGAUCUUAGGGAGCAUACCGAUCAAUGAAGUUUUGACAGAAGAUGCGGCCGCCAUAGGCGUGAGCUCUAAAGGGAAAAGGUUCGACAUGGAUCUGUUGAAGUUAAUUUUAAUAUUGAUAGUAAUAUGUGUGGACUGUGCGUUUGGGAGACGGUUGAACAGGAAUGGGACUGAAGAUGGAGAUAGUAGUGAAUUACCCAAGUCAGUAUGCCACUACUCGGACCCGAACGUAGCCGACUGCAUCCAGCGGAUCGCGGAGCAGGCUCGCCAGCUCCUCGCUCAAGGAGUGCCGUCCCUCAACAUCCAGCCUCUGGAACCCCUCAAGAUCCCCAGCAUCAGGCUGCGGCAGCACAACAUGCCGAAGAACCACUUCAAAUAUGACGCCUGGUUGACAGAUGUCACUCUCGAAGGACUCACGAAUUACACGUUUAAUAAGUUGGACGUGUACCCUGAAGAGUUGAAGGUGACAGCAAACAUCAGCAUCCCUCACCUAGUGAUGUCGGGCGACUACGUCGUGCUCGGCGAGUUUCAAAUGCUGCCCGUCGAGUCCACCGGCAAGAUGGCUGCUAACUUCACGUUAUGCACGGCGGCGCUAGAAGCACUAGGGGCUAGAGUGCACAAGCGCAUGGUGAUCCGAGACGCAUCUGUACACUUGCAGUGCACCGGCCCUCUCAAGGCCAGUCUGAUGGAGGCACACUCAACUACGGGGGAAAUGGAAAUGAUAACAGACCACAUCUCUCAGAUGCACUCUACGGAGAUCGCGAAGGAGGUCCAGCCGGCAGUGGAGACAGCCCUCGGGAUGGUGCUCGAAGACAUCUCCAAUAAGUUCCUCAAGCACAUCCGACCUGAUAUGUUAAUAGUGAGAAGUAUAAUGUGGUCGCUUUUGUUGUCCUUAGUGGUCGUGCAGAGUGCUGCCGGGUUUGACAAGGAAUAUGUCAAUUUUGGAAGCUUCGUGUGCCCUCGAGAGGAAAAAGCGCUUGGAGGAUGUCUGAAAGAUGCCUUGAACGCCUACAUCCCACAACUAGCAACAGGAGUCCCUCAGUUCGGCGUCCCAUCAUGUGAGCCUAUGGUGGUCCCCGCACUAUCCAUCCAGCAGUCCUCAGGAGCCCUGACUGUCAUCUCCAGUUUCUCCAACGUCACUGUCAGAGGACCCUCCAAAAUGAGGGUUCAGGAUGUUAAGGUGGACUCAAAGAAGCACAAAGUGGUCGCCAAGCUGUACAUCCCCGAGCUGAGGAUGAAGGGGCACUACACGUUAUCGGGACAGCUGCUCAUGUUACCCAUUGAGGGAGAGGGAGACUUCUCUGCUAAAUAUGGUGACAUAAGCGCGAUAGUGACUAUAGUCCUGGGUCGUGCCCCGCGCCACAACGACGUGGACGCGCUCACCUGCAAGCACCUGGACGUGAACUUCCACGUGGAGUCCGCCACCAUGAAGCUGGAGAACCUGUUCGGUGGUGAUGGGGAUCUUAGUAACACAAUAAACCAAGUCCUGAAUGAGAACUGGAAGAAACUGACGGAUGAUCUCCAGGCUCCCAUGGAGGAGGCUCUCAGGGACUUCCUCAAGCCACUCGCAGACCACACCUUCUCCACACUCAACGCUGAUGAUAUACUGUCUUCAUAGAACAAGGAACUUUGGAGGCUAUGUGGCGAGUAAGGAAUAUUUUAACAGCAUAUAGUUAGGAGUUCACAAGGAAGUAGGUAU
Messenger RNA from Trichoplusia ni (cabbage looper), 2534 nucleotides. RefSeq lists its product as uncharacterized. The transcript is spliced from 16 exons. Bases 147 to 2453 code for a protein of 768 amino acids. The record is from RefSeq and is a predicted model, not a curated record. Lineage: Eukaryota; Metazoa; Arthropoda; Insecta; Lepidoptera; Noctuidae.